Molecule: messenger RNA, 3277 nt
Organism: Erythranthe guttata (spotted monkey flower)
Lineage: Eukaryota; Viridiplantae; Streptophyta; Magnoliopsida; Lamiales; Phrymaceae
Product: RING/U-box superfamily protein
Source: RefSeq, a predicted model, not a curated record
CACACACAACACAGAUAUUUGUACACUAUAAAUACACACACACACACACACACACAUAUGCAUAUGUAUAAUCAUAACGUCAAAAGUUAGGUUUUCUUUUAUGUUCUCAAUUCCCACUCUGCAAUCGAGGAGCAUACAGCUUCAGAGGUGAUAUUAUGCAUCGACCAGGUGGUUUCAAUCGAUUAGAAGAGUACUAUUCUUUGAGAUAUUUCGAUCCCAAACUCUGGUGUUUUUCCCUAGGGUUUGAUUUCUUUUCCGAGUGUAGAAUUUGGAUUUCGCGUGUUAUUGUUUUGCGCUGUUGAUAAUUUUGGGGGAAAAUGGAUUGUGUGUCUCUUUUUGGACAAAGUUCGAAUUUUUAGGACUUUUUGUCGUGGGGACUGAGUUUGUUCGUGGAAGUGAUAGGUUUUCUAGGGGUCAGUAAGACAUGGAUGAUGUUCGUCAACAGUUGCAGCAGAAACCCGAGAGCACGGAGAACAACGACACCCAUUCGGAGUUUGAGAGGGGCUUAGAAGAGUUGAUGCACGGGCAUUAUGACGAGUACAUGUCCUUUGCUUCCUGCAGUUCGCCAAGAACAACUACUACCGAGGAAGAGGAGGACGAAGGGGAACAGCUCAUCAGAAGGAGGAGGAGGUCGGAUCUCGACGGUGAUGACCUGGCGGAGUCCUCUGCUGCUAGGAGGCGCCACUCGCGUAUUCUGAGCAGGUGGGCCGCCCGUCAGGCACAGGAGAUGAUUACCACGAUCGAGAGAAGGAACCGCGAGUCGGAGUUGAUGGCACUUGCUGGCUUGCACACUGUUUCGAUGCUCGAUUCAUCCUUCUUGAGGGAGUCGUCACAGUCCCCAACUUCGAGGCAUCAAGGGAAUGUCGAGAGGCCCAGCACCAGGGCCUCAUCCAUUUUGCAGAUGUGGCGGGAGCUGGAGGAUGACCAUGCACUGAACCGUGCUCGUGAGAGGGUAAGGGUGAGAUUGAGGCAUCGGAGAAGCGUGGAUUCUAAUACAAACGCGUCAGUAAAUAUGUCCGAAGGCAGGGAGGGCGAGAAUCAUGGUAGCUUGGGUGAUGCCGAGAGUGAGAAUGACUAUGCUACUUGGUCCCAUGAUCGGUUGAGCCCACAAAAUGAGAAUAGAGACCAUGAAAAUUCCAGUCGGGAGCAAUCACCUGACCUUGGAGAUGUUGAAAGGGAAAGGGUGAGGCAGAUUGUUCGUGGGUGGAUGGAGAGUGGUAUUAGUGAUACUUCAUCUAAUGUUAUGCAGAGGAAUGAGAGUCCUAGAGCUGAAUGGCUUGGGGAAACUGAGCGUGAGAGGGUGAGGAUUGUGAGGGAGUGGAUGCAAAUGACAAGUCAGCAAAGAGGGUCUCGUGCUGCACGGAGGGGAGAGCAGAAUAAUGAACCUGAGGUUCAAGUUGACCGUGCUCGUGAAGGGUCGCCCACUGACCAUGAUGAAGCUCAGCCAGAGCAUAUACGCAGGGACAUGUUGAGGUUACGAGGACGACAAGCUCUGCUUGACUUGCUCGUAAGGGCUGAAAGGGAAAGGCAAGGAGAACUUCAGGGUUUGCUGGAACACCGCGCCGUUUCUGAUUUUGCACAUCGCAACCGCAUUCAGUCACUACUUAGAGGCCGGUUCCUAAGAAAUGAGAGGCCUGUUGAGGAAGAGAGACCACCAUCAGUGGCAGCUGGUGAGUUAAAUCAGUUAAGACAGCGUCACACGGUCUCUGGUUUGAGGGAAGGCUUCCGCUUCAGAUUGGAAACUAUCGUUCGUGGCCAGGUAAGCAGCCACCCUGAGAACUCAUCCAACAGUGGCAACAGUGGUCCUAGCAAUGAUCAGAGUAAUACAAAUGCUUCGCAAGAGGUGCAACAUGGGAAUCAUGAAAUCGGUGUUCAAUUACCAGAUCGCACGGCGAAUAUAGACGAAACCAUGGCUACCCAAAGUUCAAAUCAAUACGUUGCACCUGAUCAAGAAAGCAAUUGGCAGGGACAAGUUACUGAAGAUGAGAGAGCAGACCUACAACAGUCACCAGAUGGCACAGAACAGACUUGGCAGGAAAAUGUAGCACCUGCUUGGCCCUCAGAAACAGUGGUUAUCGAGGAUGCACCGCAACAUCGUCUACAACAACAAGCCCAUGAGGUUUGGCACGAGGAUGGCUCACGAGAAGCUGUUGACAAUUGGUCUGAAGGGCCUUCAGACCCUCCAAGAAUGCGUCGAUCAGUUCCUCAUAGGAGAGCCACCCGAUUCCACCCACCAGAUGACGAUAAUGUGUACAGCAUGGAACUCAGGGAGCUAUUGAGCAGGAGGAGCGUUUCGAAUCUUCUUCGUAGUGGUUUCCGUGAAAGCCUGGAUCACUUGAUUCAAUCGUAUGUGGAGAGGCGAGGGAGGGAUUCUAUUGAUUGGGAUCUCCACAGGAACUUGCCUAUUCCACCGUCACCUGGGAGGGAACAGGACCAACAGAACGAUGAGCAGAAUGAGGAACAACGUAAUGCUAAUGGUAGACCUUCGUUAGUGUUGCCUACUCCUCCAGUACCUCCACCACAACCCCUUUGGCAUCAGGAUCUGCACCACUCUGGGUGGUCACGUCACAGUGGACAUCGCUCGGAACUUCAGGAUUGGGAGAUGGUUAGCGAUCUCCGAGCAGAUGUGGCGAAACUUCAGCAAGGUAUGAAUCACAUGCAGAGAAUGCUAGAAGCCUGCAUGGACAUGCAACUCGAACUCCAACGAUCUGUUAGACAGGAAGUUUCUGCUGCUCUCAAUCGAUCAACUGGUGGACAAGUUGUAGCUGAGACAUCGGAAGAUGGGUCUAAAUGGGGUCAUGUUAGAAAAGGAACCUGCUGUGUUUGUUGUGAUAAUCAAAUUGAUGCCCUUUUGUACAGAUGUGGGCAUAUGUGCACAUGUUCAAAAUGUGCAAAUGAGUUGGUACGUGGAGGGGGAAAGUGUCCAUUGUGCCGGGCGCCCAUUGUUGAGGUGAUUAGAGCAUAUUCCAUACUGUGAAAAAAGAAGAUAUGUAGAGAAGAAGAAGAAGAUAAAAAUAAGUAAACGCAGUUUAAAACUACUGUCGAGGUAAGAUAGUGUGGAGCUGUCGACUUUCUGUCUCGUCUGAAUCUCCCUCCGUCUUAUCUGUAGAUUUGUUUAGUCUAUCGUUAUUUUCAUGGUUAUAUAUUAAAUAUAAUAUAUAUAUGGGGACACAUUGCAUUGUAUUAAUCGGACAACGAUUCAUCACUAAUUGCUUCCGAUAUAUAUACAUCAAUUCUUUUCAAGAGGAAAUAUAGCAAAAGAUCGCCCUUCUUUGUA